Messenger RNA from Coregonus clupeaformis (lake whitefish), 2781 nucleotides. RefSeq names its product probable peptidyl-tRNA hydrolase 2. The transcript is spliced from 7 exons. NCBI's taxonomy places the organism in Eukaryota, Metazoa, Chordata, Actinopteri, Salmoniformes, Salmonidae. The record is from RefSeq and is a predicted model, not a curated record. Gene Ontology annotation, cellular component: cytosol; mitochondrion. Bases 453 to 1010 code for a protein of 185 amino acids. Gene Ontology annotation, molecular function: protein binding; peptidyl-tRNA hydrolase activity.
GAUAACGUUUUUGCCAAAAUGUUACGUGCGUCAAUUUAUAUCAGUGCAUUCAUAACAACCUAACCAUUAAGAAGCUUAUAUUCGAUCGAAUAAGCCUCACGUAGCAAAUUAGCAAUUACAUCUUCGGUUGACCAAAUUCGACAUUCAAUGACCCCCAUACAAAAAUUGCUCACUUUGUGGUCUUAUUUUGGUGGACAGAUUUUGGGCGGAGUAAACCCUCUCGCUUUGCCUCUUCCUCUCGAAGCGAACCGUGCUUAAAAUGGUGUAAAGAGCUAAAACCACAAAACGCCCAUCUUUGAAUGAACAAGUAAUCUGCAGUCAACAACCUGGCUUCAUCGUAGUGAAAGGAGAGCGUGGAUAUUGGUUUGCAAGCUAGCACUCCCAUCCCACAAAUUCACGGGGAUUGUCGCUAACUUGGUCGCUAACAAGUUAUCUAGGCAGCGCAGCUAACUAUGGAGCCCUCCGACCAACAGACAGUCCCAGACUCUGGCUCUCAGGAGGUCAACCCUGUGUACCUGCAGCAGCUUCGAGAGCUGGACAUCCCAGAGGAGGCUGCCAAGCAGGCACUCUUGCACACCCGAAAUGUGUCUGCUGAGGAGGCUGCCAUGUACUACUUCAACAAGCUGGAGAAUGAGGAAGAAGGCGAUGACGACCUCAUGUUCAAGAUGGUGUUUGUGGUGAACAUGGACCUGGCCAUGGGUGUGGGAAAGGUGGCUGCGCAGGUGGGCCAUGCGGCCGUAGGGCUCUACCAGGUCCUGCAGGAGAAGAACAGCUGGAGGGAGAUGGCCUGGAAGUGGGACCAUGGAGGGGCGAAGAAGGUGGCGUUGCAGGGGACCAACAUGGCUCACAUUUUGGAGCUGCAGGCCCUGGCGAUGAGCCUUAGCCUGCCCACGUAUCUGGUCCAGGACGCCGGACGCACCCAGGUGGAAGCUGGCUCGCGCACCGUCCUGGCCAUUGUCGGGGAGGAGGAGAUGGUGAACAACGUCACUGGAAGUCUGAAGCUGCUCUGAGGGACUUAACCGGCUGUGGAGGUGCAGGGCCGUGUACUGCCACCAGGGCAACCAGCAGAGGGCAGCAUCCCCUAACAGCAAAAGGGUCUCGACAUGCAAACGCGCAACAACAAUGUAACGAAACAACAACAAAAAAGAAACAACCAGACAUGACCCAACCACCAAGACGAACACACUCAGCCAUUUUUCUUCUUCUGUUCCCUGUCCGAUCCACUGACUGGAGAAGAGAUGUAUGCAGAGCUGCUUAGGUUGAGAGGAAGGGACUGUUUCCUCGAACCGACCAUGUUGAAGGCAGUUUGAACAACUUUUAGUGUCUACUUGUAUCUUUUUUUUGAUUAUGGAGUUUUGCAAGUUAAGGGAAAGUCCAUUACUAUAUGAGAGAAUCAUAUCAAAUUUUUAUAAAGGUAAAAGUCCAGGACAUCCAUAAUUCCAUCUCCCAAUUUAAGAUAUAAUUUAGCGUUUGAAAACAUCAAGGAUAGAACCUAGUGUUUUGGUGAUUGUUAAAUACUGUUAUCGUAAAUUCAAGGAGCAAAAUAUGUAAUUGUAAUGAAAUCCUUUUAGAUGUAGGAUAUCCUUGUGAAAGUUACUGCUUGCCAGUAAGGAAGAGUGCUUUACUGAUACCUUUACUAUUUCUUCGAUGUAUAAAAUGUAGGUGUAUGUGUAUACAGUCUCUCCCAAAGACCCUGUCCCUUAGAAUCUAUAACACUAUAUACUGAUGUCAAAUGGCCAUCCAUUGCGUUAAUGUGCAUCAUAUAUAAUGUGGUGUGCCCAUUGACAUAGAUGGAGGGCUCAUCUUGAUAUCUGUGCCAUUAUAGCAUCUGUGACAGCUUGGGCAGUGUCAUUGAGGCUACAACCCAUAGGAAUCCCCACCCAGUUGACUACUUUCACUACUUCAAAAUGGCGGAAGCAUGGAAGCCCUCAAUGGUGUUGCCCAUGAUAACAGGCUUUUGGCCGCUAGAGGUCUCUAUCAGUCGCUAUGGGUGUGCCAUCCUCAACGUUUCACACAAUCACUGUUGGACUUUGUUACAGUUUUAUUUUUUUUGCAAAAAAGGUAAAGGUCGACUCAAGGCUCACUCUGAGUUAUAAUUCCUGGACUGGGGGCAUGGCAGAAAAAUAACACUGUAUUUGGGGAAUAGGAUUUGAGUGUGAGGAACUCAUUGUAUGGGUCAAAAUAAGCGACUGUGCUGAUGCUUGCACAGUGCCCAAGCGCUUGUACUUUAGCUGACUAUAAUGGUUUACACAAGUGAAAUAUUUGUAUAACUGCUUUGAGGUUAAAAUAUGUUAACACUGUAGCUAGCUAGCUAAAUGGUUGAGCUAUGAGUUUUUUACCAAACCGGUAUAGAUUUUAAGAUGGUGUAGCAAAUACAGGAUAACAUUUGUUAAGGACCGCUUAAAGAAUGAUUGAUUCUUGCACUUACAGUCUUAAACAUUUGGCAAACAGAUACCUAGGAUAUAUUGUAUGUUUCUGUUAAAACAGCUCUUUGUUCAUUACUAUACAAAGGAAUUGUAUUUUGUUGGCAUGAGAUGUCAUUUGGAACCAUAAAUGGCUCUGAAGUCUUACUAAAUAUGGAAAAGGCUUAUUAUAUGAAUGAUUUAAAUGGAACUGACAUGACAUGCAUGUAACAGUGACUCAUAUGAAAUGUUUUUUUCUUUGUGUUAGAGACCAUGCAAAACCCCGUGGCUGCAUCCAUGUUCAUGUUAGCACUUUGAUACCGUCCUGUGUUACACAACCAUUUGUUCGUAUUAAAACCAAGGAGACAAUUAAAAAUGA